CAUUAUGGGAAGACAGAAAGUGCUUCUGGAAAAGAUGGCUCGGGCCUUGCAGGUGCGGAACCUGCUGAUGCGACAGGCACUGGCAGAAUGUCUUGGCACCCUCAUUCUAGUGAUGUUUGGCUGUGGUGCUGUCGCCCAGUUGGUUUUAAGCGGAGGCUCUCAUGGAAUGUUUCUGACGGUGAAUUUUGCAUUUGGGUUUGCCGCUAUGUUGGGAAUCCUAGUUUGUGGGCAAGUCUCAGGAGGCCACAUAAACCCCACUGUGACCUUUGCCCUCUGUUUGUUGGGGAGAGAGCCCUGGAGGAAAUUUCCCGUGUACUUCCUGGCCCAGACUCUGGGGGCUUUUCUUGGCUCAGGAAUAAUAUUUGGCAUGUAUAUAGAUGCGAUUUGGGACUUUGGACAAGGUUCUCUAAUCGUUGUAGGGGACAAUGCAACAGCUGGAAUCUUUGCUACAUACCCUUCUAAACACCUUACUUUGCUCAACGGCUUCUUCGAUCAGAUGAUUGGCACGGCAGCUCUGAUUGUGUGUAUCCUUGCCAUUGUUGACCCUUACAAUAACCCCAUCCCACGCGGACUGGAGGCCUUUACUGUGGGCUUUGUGGUUCUGGUGAUUGGUCAGUCCAUGGGUUUUAACUCGGGUUAUGCUGUAAACCCAGCAAGAGACUUGGGACCUCGGAUCUUCACUGCAAUUGCUGGAUGGGGCUCAGAGGUGUUCUCUGCAAACUCUUACUGGUCCUUUGUGCCAAUCUUUGCCCCAUUCAUUGGUGCUGUGUUCGGUGUGAUGGUGUAUCAGCUGAUGGUGGGAUGCCAUGUGGAAGGAGAAGAAAGAGACAAAAGGGAAGCAGUGGAAAAGGAACAGAAGGACAGACUCAAACUCACUGCGGUUUCUGAGAAGGAGACAGCAUAAGUCUGGGGUCAAAUGGAGUCAUUUUUUUAGUUUAGCCUCUGAAAAUAAAUUCAGCUUUCAUGACAAUAUAGUAGCAAAAUUGUAUAUUGUUGCAAAGAUCAUUAGUUAUUAACUAGGGGCCACUUACACGACACCGUUCUAACAGAAAACCCUUAAUAUGCUCCGGCCGCUCUUCCGCACAACAACAGUGCCUGGUGCCUCGAGAACGCAAACCUUGAAAUAGGUUCCAAGGUGCAAGCCUUAA
Messenger RNA from Rhinichthys klamathensis goyatoka, 1148 nucleotides. It is a transcript of the gene aqp3b, whose product is annotated as aquaporin 3b. Gene Ontology annotation, biological process: glycerol transmembrane transport; water transport. Gene Ontology annotation, molecular function: water channel activity; urea transmembrane transporter activity; glycerol channel activity. NCBI's taxonomy places the organism in Eukaryota, Metazoa, Chordata, Actinopteri, Cypriniformes, Leuciscidae. Bases 5 to 904 code for a protein of 299 amino acids. The transcript is spliced from 6 exons. Gene Ontology annotation, cellular component: plasma membrane; basolateral plasma membrane. The record is from RefSeq and is a predicted model, not a curated record.